AGGAAGCGCGCGUGUGGUAUGAGAUUUGUAUUGGGGAAUGAAACGGCGUGUAACGUUAUUUUUAAAAGCCCUCUUCACUUAGGCUGUUGCUGAUGUGACCAAAUGUCGAGGGAUAAAUCUUAUACAUUAAAACGUAACUGUUUUCGCACAGAAGUGAUUCACCCUUGCGCACAACAAAGACAGCUGGGGACAAGUGCCAAAUGCCAAGACUAGAGGAACGCUGUUGGAGCUGCUCCUGUUCUACCGGUGUGAAGUCGAAAGAGCUGUCGAGCGCCAGUUGGAUAGCAUCUAAAACGGGUGAAAUGAUGUCCAUCAUAACCUCCGUAUUAAGACAGGCUUAUGUUUCCCUCUACCACGUACAGUCUGCUAAUUUAAUACGUCGUGGACUGGUCCUGUUCGCCGUGGGAGUAUUCCUCGCAUUGGUGCUUUAUCUGCUACAGAUACAAAGAAACGUUGUACUGUUUCCUGAAGAGGUACUGGACACUUUGUUUUCAUCGGCUUGGUGGAUUCCACCAUGUUGUGGAACGGCUGCUGCCGUGGUUGGUUUGUUGUAUCCCUGUUUGGACAGCCACCUUGGAGAGCCACACAAGUUCAAGAGGGAGUGGGCCAGUGUCAUGCGCUGUAUCGCUGUGUUUGUGGGCAUCAACCAUGCCAGUGCUAAACUGGACUUUGCCAAUAACAUGCAGCUCUCUUUAACACUGGCUGCUUUGUCCCUGGGCCUCUGGUGGACUUUUGACCGAUCCAGGAGUGGCUUUGGCUUGGGGCUGACCACCGCUCUCUUGGCCACACUCAUCAUGCAGCUGUUGGUCUACAAUGACAUCUAUCAGUAUACUUCUCCGGAAUUCCGCUACAUUCGCUCCUGGCUGCCCUGUAUAUUCUUCUCAGGAGGAGUGACUGUGGGAAACAUUGGGCGACAACUGGCCAUGGGCUCAACCGAGAAGCCUCAUAGUGACUAGCAGGUCACCUGCAACCCACAUGAGCCUUGUUCAGAUGGUGCCAAUGUGAUGAGCCGGCAGACCUGAUCCUUUGACCCCAUACAGGAAGAACUGGAAGUCUCCAUCAAUUUACUGCCUGUACCUUUUACUCCUGUUGUGUUCCUGUAAAGAACACCUCUGGACUAACCCCCUGGCCUUCAUUGCCAAUAUCCCCAUCACGGUUUGUAGUUGUAGUGCUGGAGUUUGCCUUCUCAUUACCCAGCAGCUGGAGUGGGACACUAGCAGGAAUGGAACUGAUUUUUGUUGUACAGUGAUUGAGCUGUGUGUGGGUGAGUGUGAACCUGUGUGUGUUGGCCAUUUAAGGUUUAUAUACAAGUCCAAUUGACAAGACUCUAGUAUAACAACGUUAUAGGCCAAAUAUGUGCUUCAUUGCUUCUGUUUUGUGCUGGAGAAAAAUGUUAAAUGAAAGGGAAAUAAGUUCCAAAGCUGAACAUGUCUGCCAUCCAAAGAGGUCUGUUUUCUAGACUGAGUUGGUUGAGCAAAGGGUACAGGUUCGAAAGGUAUGUAAGCAACGCACAACAUCCAUUAAUAAAGUUCCACAGAGUAUUACUGUAUGAUGGUCAGUAGCCAACCAUAAACACAAGAAAGGAAAAUGUAUGACCAUAGUAAAGGACAAAAAAAAAAG
Molecule: messenger RNA, 1620 nt
Organism: Electrophorus electricus (electric eel)
Lineage: Eukaryota; Metazoa; Chordata; Actinopteri; Gymnotiformes; Gymnotidae
Gene: insig1
Product: insulin induced gene 1
Biological process (GO): SREBP-SCAP complex retention in endoplasmic reticulum; cholesterol biosynthetic process; SREBP signaling pathway
Cellular component (GO): SREBP-SCAP-Insig complex; endoplasmic reticulum
Source: RefSeq, a predicted model, not a curated record